This is a messenger RNA of Echinostoma caproni, 1041 nucleotides long. The record is from the annotation of a GenBank genome assembly. Lineage: Eukaryota; Metazoa; Platyhelminthes; Trematoda; Plagiorchiida; Echinostomatidae.
AUGUUGUUUGAUGUGAAACUAGACGUGUGGGAGACCGGCGAGGGCGAAUGUAAUGUACUGCUAGAGACCAAAUUCGAGAAGGUUUAUGAGAAGAUUGAUCUUACGUUGCUUAAUCGCUUGCUUCGUCUGAUCGUGGACCACAACAUUGCGGAUUACAUGACUGCAAAGAACAACGUUGUCAUCAACUAUAAAGACAUGAACCAUACCAACAGUUACGGCAUCAUUCGAGGGUUGCAAUUCGCUUCCUUCAUUACUCAGUACUACGGGUUGGUGUUGGAUUUAUUGGUACUUGGUUUGGAACGUGCGGCUGAAAUGUGUGGACCACCUCAAAUGCCAAAUGAUUUUCUUCAGUUCCAGGAUACGGCUACUGAAGUUGCUCAUCCCAUUCGGCUAUAUUGUCGUUACGUCGACCGUUUUUGGAUGUUCUUCCGAUUUACGGCGGAGGAGGCGCGUGACCUUAUCCAGCGUUACCUGACGGAACAUCCAGAUCCAAACAAUGAGAAUAUAGUCGGUUACAAUAACAAGAAGUGCUGGCCCAGAGACAGUCGUAUGCGCCUAAUGAAGCAUGAUGUGAAUUUAGGCAGAGCUGUGUUCUGGGACAUAAAAAAUCGAUUACCACGUUCAAUUACUACAAUUGAUUGGGACAGCAGCUUUGUUUCCGUCUACAGCAAAGAUAAUCCCAAUCUGCUGUUCGCUAUGUGCGGGUUCGAAUGCCGUAUUUUGCCGUCCUGUCGCGCUCCAAAUCAAACCACUGAUGCCAAUCUUCCGAGUGGUGUUUGGCAUUUGCAAAAUGAGGAACUUGGUGGCCUGGGCAUGCUGAGUAUGGGGCACGUUCUCAUCCCUCAAUCCGAUUUGCGGUGGUCGAAACAAACCGACGUGGGCAUUACACAUUUUCGAUCUGGAAUGAGUCACGACGAAGAUCAGGUUAUCCCCAACUUAUUUUCUUAUAUCCUUACGUGGGAAACAGAAUUUCGUGACUCUCAGAGCGUGUGGGCUGAAUAUGCUUUGAAAAGACAGGAAGCAAAUGCUCAAAAUCGGUGA